AAAAUUUCGCACGAAGUGGAAUAAGAAAAUCUCAAUAUGUUAUUGUAAAUGCCUCUACGGCUGGUCCUAGCACUUUGAGCUACCGUGCCGGGAGAAGGAGAAUAUGGAAGAAGACUUGGACGAUGUCGUUCCAUGUACAUCCCUCGCCGUUGAGUCUAUCCUUCGAGUCGGAACGGCCGGUGCAAUUUGGGGUUUGUGUACUGGUCCCUACGAUGCUCGUACACAGGGUCUUAAAGGCAUAGCUCGAGCUUAUUUUGUGGCAAACUCGGUUCGCGUAUUUGGGACUCAAUGUGGACUUGUAGCUGGAGUUUUCAGCAUUACUCACUGUGGCGUUAAGAAAUACAGGAGGCGCAACGAUUGGGUCAAUGGUUUGAUUGGGGGAGCUGCAGCAGGUGCAGUUGUUGCUGCUAGGACACGAAGUUGGCCGCAAGUGAUUGGGAUGGCCGGUUUGGUUUCUGUUUUCUGUGCUGCAGCUGACUAUUCUAGAACAUAAAGUGCAUUUGUUAUGAAUAUGACAGAAGAAUAUCUCAGGGUCAUAAGUAUCUCAGUAUACUCAACAAACAUAACUGUUUGCAGUUACAGUAUAUUUUGUUGUUUACAACAUGUAUAUGUACAUAUCUAUGUGUUUAGACUAGAGUAAUUUCAACCUUUUUUUCUCUUUGUAGCCUACACUCAAAAACAAUCUCGUACAUCACAAAAUGUUCUUCCUUGUACUCGAAGUAAUACAUGUUUCUCACAGUUGGAAUUUUUUUUUACAGAA
Vicia villosa (hairy vetch) is the source of this 760-nucleotide messenger RNA. Its product is annotated as outer envelope pore protein 16-4, chloroplastic. NCBI's taxonomy places the organism in Eukaryota, Viridiplantae, Streptophyta, Magnoliopsida, Fabales, Fabaceae. Gene Ontology annotation, biological process: protein insertion into mitochondrial inner membrane. The record is from RefSeq and is a predicted model, not a curated record. The transcript is spliced from 6 exons. Gene Ontology annotation, cellular component: TIM22 mitochondrial import inner membrane insertion complex. The coding region runs from base 104 to 493 and encodes 129 amino acids. Gene Ontology annotation, molecular function: transmembrane protein transporter activity.